Molecule: messenger RNA, 703 nt
Organism: Branchiostoma belcheri (Belcher's lancelet)
Lineage: Eukaryota; Metazoa; Chordata; Leptocardii; Amphioxiformes; Branchiostomatidae
Product: zinc finger protein 695-like
Exons: 2
Coding region: 103-678 (191 amino acids)
Biological process (GO): regulation of transcription by RNA polymerase II; central nervous system development
Cellular component (GO): nucleus
Molecular function (GO): RNA polymerase II cis-regulatory region sequence-specific DNA binding; DNA-binding transcription factor activity, RNA polymerase II-specific
Source: RefSeq, a predicted model, not a curated record
GACUCAAUAAUCGGCGUUGCCUUCAAACCCUCCUGCUGUUGCUUAUUUGUGCGUUACUCUUUGCCAAAUAAUCGAUAUCAUCACAGACCAGACUGUUGUGCCAUGACGACCAACAUCACGACGAUAGAGGUGCAGUCCAACAUGUCACAAACGGGAAAUGACACGGACAAGAAACAACAGAAAUGUGAGGACUCUGACAAAGAGUUCAGUGAGCUGGGUCAUCUAAAGGAACACGUGAGAACUCACAUUGGUGAGAAACCGUACAGGUGUGAGGAGUGUGGCAAAGGGUUCAGUCAUCUGAAGGGACUGCGGCUACAUAUGAAGAUACACACUGGUAUAAACGUGUACCACUGUGAAGACUGUGGUAGGCAGUUCAGUUGGCUGGCACAUCUGAAGAAACACGCCCUAACCCACACAAGGGAGAAGUCUUACAAAUGCGAGGAGUGUGGCAAAGGGUUCAGUCAGCUGAAGGGACUGCGGCUACAUAUGAAGAUACAGACUGGUAUAAACGCGUACCACUGUGAAGACUGUGGUAGGCAGUUCAGUUGGCUGACACAUCUGAAGAAACACGCCCUAACCCACACAAGGGAGAAGUCUUACAAGUGCGAGGAGUGCGGCAAACAGUUUGGUCAUCCAGGUACUCCACGCUCGUCCCCAGCGCCCGUGGAGAAGCCGUAGGUUAUAGAUCGUGGCUUAGCCCAGG